Messenger RNA from Dromaius novaehollandiae (emu), 2611 nucleotides. It is a transcript of the gene SLC60A1, whose product is annotated as major facilitator superfamily domain containing 4A. Gene Ontology annotation, biological process: transmembrane transport. NCBI's taxonomy places the organism in Eukaryota, Metazoa, Chordata, Aves, Casuariiformes, Dromaiidae. The transcript has 10 exons. The record is from RefSeq and is a predicted model, not a curated record. The coding region runs from base 27 to 1559 and encodes 510 amino acids.
GGCUCCCGCCGAGCCGCCGCCCGAGGAUGUGGUGGGACGAGCGGGUGUCGGCGCGGUUCCGGAGGAACCUGCAGCCCACCCUCACCUACUGGAGCGUCUUCUUCAGCUUCGGCCUCUGCAUCGCCUUCCUGGGGCCCACGCUGCUGGACCUGCGCUGCCAGACCCAGAGCUCGCUCUCCCAGAUCACCUGGGUCUUCUUCUCGCAGCAGUUCUGCCUGCUGCUCGGCAGCUGCCUCGGAGGGGUCUUCAAGAGGACGUUGGCUCAGUCCUUGUUUGCGCUCUUUGCCGCGUCGCUGGCAAUCUCCCUGGUCUUUGCCAUCAUCCCUCUGUGCCACAAUGUGGUGGUGCUGGCUGUGGUUAUGGCUGUGGCAGGACUGGCCAUGGGUUGCAUCGACACCAUCUCCAACAUGCAGCUGGUGAAGAUCUACCAGAAGGACUCGGCCAUCUUCCUGCAGGCACUUCAUUUCUUUGUGGGCUUUGGGGCGCUGCUAAGCCCACUGAUAGCUGACCCGUUCCUCUCGGACACCAACUGCAUCCUCUCAAACGCCACAGCCAAUGCCUCCAGCAACCUCCCGCACAUCCGCAAGUCCCUGGUCCCGCACCAUCCGGGCAACCUGUCUCACUACGACCUGCCGAUGAAAGGCAUGGUGGUCACGCACGUUUCCUAUGCCUUCUGGAUCAUGGCCCUCAUCAACCUGCCAGUCCCCAUCGCAGUGUUUUUCCUGCUCUACAAAGAACGGAUGGUACCGUGCUUCAACAGCAGCAGUCACCCACUGCUGUCUGCAGAUGAGCUGGCGAUGGAAACGCGGCCUGCUGAGAAGGACGAUCUUUCCACCACUGUGCAGAGACCCCAAACGGCAAGAGGUCAUGAUGACUUGUUUAGCUGCUGCCAAAGCAAAAACUUCAGAGGGGCUUCUUACACCUACUUCGCAGUCCACAUCACUGGGGCUCUUGUCCUCUUCAUGACUGAUGGGAUUGUGGGAGAGUACUCGGGCUUCAUUUACAGCUACGCCGUGGAAGAGCCACUCUCUGUAGUACAUAAAGUCGCCGGCUACCUGCCCAGCCUCUUCUGGGGAUUCAUCACACUGGGAAGGCUCAUCUCCAUCCCUGUGUCCUACCGAAUGAAGCCUGCAACUAUGGUCUUCAUCAAUGUGGUUGGGGUCCUUGUAACCUUCCUCCUGCUCUUGAUCUUCUCCUACAGUGUUGUCUUCUUGUUUGUGGGGACAGCAUGUCUGGGGCUGUUUCUCAGCAGUACUUUCCCCAGCAUGCUUGCCUAUACUGAGGACAUCCUGCAGUACAAAGGUUGUGCCACAACUGUGUUAGUGACCGGAGCUGGAAUUGGAGAGAUGGUACUACAGUUACUGGUGGGGUCGAUCAUACAUGAUCAGGGCAGCUACAGUUUCCUGGUCUGUGGGAUGAUCUUUGGAGGCUUGGCCUUUACCUUCUACGCCUUCCUCUUAUUUUUCCACAGGAUGUACCCCAAGCCCUCAUCAGAUACAGAUGCUGCCUCACCUGACAAGCCAGCAGUAAUGGAUGACACUGGACUCUAUCAGCGCUAAAAAAAAGUGGCCAAGCCCUAGACAAGCAAUAAAACAACACACAAUUAAGCAUUAGUAUUAAGGAUGAUUUCACAUUUUAUGACUGAAUCAUGCAAGUUCUCUGCAAUCAAAAGCACAUUAGAUUGGAGUAAGUCAGAAUCAAGAAAAUGCCCUAAAACAUCGUGUCAAGAUAAGCACAAGUUGCCCAUGUCACAUGCACCAAUAAGAAGACCGGAAACAGCAGACUGACCCUGUAUCCAAAAGGCUGUGAUAUGGCAGGUAUGAUGGAGAACAACUACUGUUGUAAGUGAGCUUUCACCCCAAAUCAGAAAACAGGCCGGGGUGGUGGGAGGGCUGUGUUUGUUCCAUAUACAUUAGAUUUUGACUAUCUCCUGGCUUAGAGUCAAUGAACUUAAUUUUUGGUCUGUAAAGUACAGGAGCCUUGACAAUUUACAGAACAGUACUGGUUUUGAAUUCAUUUUUGUGCAAUAUUGGACUAUAUAUGUAAUUUCCAUUUCCAAAGGGAAAAAUUACACUACUUUCAGAAACCACCAAGUGCACAGUGGUAGCAGGAUCUAUCGAUAUUUGCACAAUUGAUAAUUCUUGUACGCUACACAGUAUCAGACGUUCACUAAGACAGUGUCUUACUCAGCAUGCUAGGGCCUCUUGAUUAUUAAAAUCAUUAGCUUUUAGAGUCAACAAUGAAUUGUGAUGGUUUGUUUUGCUUUAAGUCAUUAGUUUAGCUGCUACGUUGCAGUGUUUUAUAGGGUGGUUUUAUUUCUAGCUUCCAAUUGAAGCUUAAACAGAAGUAUUGGGGAGCCAGCCUCCAGCUGCUUAAUCUGUGCAAUACUUAUUAUAACAGGUGCCUUCUGUAAGGUACUCUUUUAUAACCCACGCAUGACCUAUUGCAAGCGAUGAAGAAAGGACUGGCUUUAGAAGAGCGUAAAGCUACAUACAUCUAUUUCUUCAGUGAGUGACUGGGCAUGUAUUUUUGCUUUAACUGCUGUAUGUGGAUGUACAUAUGUAUGUGUGUAUAUAAAGCAGUGUUUAAUUAAAGGUGAUUGAUUGCUAGA